Molecule: messenger RNA, 709 nt
Organism: Chara braunii
Lineage: Eukaryota; Viridiplantae; Streptophyta; Charophyceae; Charales; Characeae
Source: the annotation of a GenBank genome assembly
GUUCAGCUGAGGGGUGGUUGAACCUGGUUCCCGAUCAGUUUGUCAUUUGACCGUGUCGUUGGCAAAGAUGACGUACAAGGUGUAUGGUUUACCCAUUUCUACAUGCACUAGGAGGAUUUUGACUGUGCUUGAAGAGGUUGGUGCAGACUACACGUUGGAGCAGCUUAACCUUGCUAAGGGAGAGCACAAACAGCCAAAGUUUUUGGCUUUGCAACCCUUCGGCCAGAUUCCAGUUCUGGAGCAUUCCGACUUGUGCAUCUUUGAGGCUAUUGACAUCGAGAAUGGGCAGGACAAGGAUCAGGAGGAAAAUAGUAAUGACCGAGUAAUGGUAAUGGGAGAGUUCCUGAUGCUUUAGAGAAUGGGAGGGAGAGGAGGAGGCGAAGGGAGGUGGGGAAGCCGAAAAGAAGCGAGUGGAUGAGGAAAAGGAAAUCGAGGAAGGGGAGAGAGUGGAGGGAGAGGGAGGGGAGGAAGAAGUGUUGGUGUCUACGAAAUAAAGAGAGGAGGAGAGGGGAAAGGGGGGAAGAACAAAAGGAGGAAACAACAGAUAUCAAUGCAAUUCCAGGGGCUCAGAUGACAGGGACAGAGCUGUUGGCCUCAGUGGUAAAAGAAAAUCCGAACUCGUCUUGGCUUCAGAAAGUGAAGGGUCCGUUUCAUGCUAAAACAUUAGAAAUCAAGCGCAUAGGACCACGAAUGAAUACCCUUCAAAUCC